CUUCCACAAAAGCAAAACCCGCAGCAGCCGCAGCAGCAUCACCUUCGUCGUCACCAGCUCAAGUCCGGUCGAACUUUCGCCGUGUUCCCGAUUUUGUGUAAGCAAACGUUUUCAUCAACUUCGCACCACCUCGGUCGUUCGGCUGGAUUUGUGUUUUCCGUGUCCUUCCUCCGUUCAUUGCUUCAGUUACGAGCUCCUGCAGAUUGAUCUCAGGACCGAGACCCAGCGCAACAAAUCCCGAUUCCCAACAGCCCCCUUUGCUCCACGUAGCACGAACACCUUCGAGUUGUUUCGAUAAGAGACACGGACACGCGGCGCUCGCUGGUCGAAUCAUCCGUUAUCACCCUUUGCGGACCAACAGAACAUUCCGAUAGCGGAAACCCCUGCAUUUUUCAUUAAGACACACAUUCUGUUCGCUCGUACAACACAACACCUCAGCAUAAUAAUGGCACCCCAGCAGCGAAUCAAAGUCGCCAACGAGAAGGCCAGCAAGAACAUUACGAUGCGUGGCAACGUGCCUAAAUCGACGAAGAGCGCCGACGAGAAGUACCCGGUUGGUCCGUGGCUGUUGGCCCUGUUCAUCUUCGUCGUGUGCGGUUCCGCGAUAUUCCAGAUCAUUCAAUCGAUCCGCAUAGCGUAAGAAGCGUCGUCGGUUGGGCGCGCCACUCAACUACCGCAGUCAGAGCGCCUACUGCAGCAGCAUAAUCACACAACCUUAACCAUUCUGUCUCCCUCGACUUGACACCGUUUGGCUCGGGCUUUUUCUUGGGCCUUUCUCUUGAGCUUAAUUGAUAUUUUUGCUUUCAUUUUACCGUCCACUGGAAUGGAACUGCAGAACGAGGCGUUCCACCGACGACAACUGAUGAUCGAUUAUGGAUGGUUCCCCUUCACCACCCCGUAUCCCAGCAGUGAGGUGCAGGAGGUGUGCAUAGUUUUUAGCUGAUUUGUAAACUCGCGUUGCGGCGCGACCCCGGUUUAGUGUUUUUGUGUUGUUGGUUCCAUGUAAAUUGUACUCCCUCUCUCUCCUUCUCUUUACAAAAGUGCAAUGUUUGUUUGUUUAAAUUUGAACCCCCCACUGUGUAACAAUGCGUCCACGCACUGACUGAUGUUUUGUAAAUGCUUUUCUGUUUGCAAUUAGUACACGGUUGCAAGGCGCAAGUUAGCGUUGAAGAAGAAGAGUGCUUUAUUUUCUCCAUUUCUCAUUCGCACAUCAUCGGACACCGAAUGCCUUGCGCGGUUAACGAUAACUCAGAAUCAGAGAACAGCUGAAAUACGCAGCCAACACAUACGUACAUUUAGUCGCGCAAAUCGCUUGCCCUGGUAGUCUGGCUUUUGUUCCAGACGGGAGGAAAUAUGCCGCUGGAGGAAUAUGUGAUGCGUGAUCUGGGUGUUGAAACAGUAGAAUCAGGCAAAAAUCCCCCUACCGAGAGCCCCGGACAGUUGAAUCUGUGUAGAAUCAGAAGAAGUUGAAGCAGGUAACAGGAAACAAUGAUAACCUCCCCGUGUAAUACGCGCCUCAAGCUUUGAUCGUGGCCUCGUGCAGUGUUUACGGCGAAACACCACGCGCGAUCAAGUGCUUUUUGACCAACUCUCGUCUCUGUCUCAUUUCUCGCUGUUACGCGUACGUGUCGUGUGAUAUACAUGCACGGAAAACAAAAAGAAACCCUCACAAAACAACAAAAAAGAAACGCCACUUUCCGACAGCAUAAUAUCCUUUUUCGUAUACUUGCUAGAAGGCCACGGCGGUGGCAGAAAAGGCAGAUGAAAAAUUCAAGUAUAUACAUUAAGAGAAAACGAAAACGGAACACAAAUCGACACAACUAAUUUGGUGAACAAUUAUAUAUUAUCAAUGUGAAAACACAAACAA
Molecule: messenger RNA, 1867 nt
Organism: Anopheles darlingi
Lineage: Eukaryota; Metazoa; Arthropoda; Insecta; Diptera; Culicidae
Product: stress-associated endoplasmic reticulum protein 2
Exons: 3
Coding region: 446-640 (64 amino acids)
Biological process (GO): endoplasmic reticulum unfolded protein response
Cellular component (GO): endoplasmic reticulum
Source: RefSeq, a predicted model, not a curated record